Molecule: messenger RNA, 5217 nt
Organism: Gamsiella multidivaricata
Lineage: Eukaryota; Fungi; Mortierellomycota; Mortierellomycetes; Mortierellales; Mortierellaceae
Exons: 6
Coding region: 45-4988 (1647 amino acids)
Biological process (GO): signal transduction; G protein-coupled receptor internalization
Cellular component (GO): cytoplasm
Molecular function (GO): G protein-coupled receptor binding
Source: RefSeq, a predicted model, not a curated record
CCCCCCCCCCCCCCCCCACCAUUUAAUACCAUCGUCCACUGCCCAUGUCCUCGUCAGUAGAACCGAGCAACGGCCAACGCUACCUCGGCUAUGAUGCAGGAGAAAGGGGGCGGACACGAUACCGCGAUAUAGACAUUGAAUCGACUGGACAUGCGGCAUAUCACUCUCAUCAAACGACCCAUAAAAGCCCUACUAGAGUCACCCCGUCCUCCCCCACUUCCUCCUCCUUUGCCCAUCACCACAACAACCAGAGUCAUCAUCUACAGCAGCACCAUCGACAGCAUCAGCAGCGGGAACAAUACAGAGUAUCAGGGGCACAGGGGACGAUAUUGCCCUCCCCAGCAUCCAUGAACGAUAUGACGGCGACGCCUCCUACUGCACAGCCCAAGAUGCCACCAAUCCUACCUCCACCAGGGUCGGUUCCUGGAUCGGGCUCGGGCUUUGUUUCGGGGAUUGAGGCGGCAGCAGCCUCGGCACUGACGUUAGCCAACAACAUUGCAUUCCGACCCUCGACCACUCAGCCAGCGAAAUGCAGCAAGUUGAAGAUCCGCAUCUUUUUCGAUUCGACCAUCUUUCAAGCAGGAGGGAAUCUGUUUGGACGAAUGGAGAUCACGGCGACAAGUUCGCGGUCUUUGAAACUGGGCGAAAUAGCUGUUGAAUUGGCAGCUUAUGAAGAAAUCACCUCCAAAGAGUUCACGGCAACACAAUCGUUCUUGUCCUCCCGCCUCUGCUUCCAGGGCCCCAAUAUCCCGCCCUCCAAUGCUGUACACGGACCAAUUGACGAGCAAGGGUUCUGGAUGGCCAAGAAGGGCAAGACCACUUUCCCAUUCGCAUUUCAGCUCCCUCUCGACUGCCCAAGUAGUCUGGUCUUUGGACAGACUGCCAGUCUGCGCUACGUUGUCACAGGGCUGGUGCAGGUUUUUUAUCACGGGAAGGAUGAGAUGAUCCUAAAAUCCAAGGAAGCGUUUGUGGUCGAGGCGUGGGAUGGGUACAAUCCUGAUUACCGGUUGCCUAUCCAGGCCAGCAACUCAACAAAGUUGUUUUGGGGUGGAAGUGGAUCCUUGGUGCUUGAAGCGGUACUUUCUGAAAAACUGCAUAGCGCUGGUGGUAAUUUGACAGUAGAGGUCAAGGUCAAGAACAACACAAGUCGAAAGGUGCAAGGGAUUCGCUUGGGAGUUCAUCGGAGACUGGAGAUGGUAUCAAACAAGGAUAAAGCACAGCAGGAUCCAGGACUUAAAAUCGAUACCGUAAGCGUCUCGGAAGUUGUUGGAACGCAGGAGUUCAAGUCCUCCAGCUACUUGUUCGACACCGGAGAGGAGCGCACCAUGACCAUCAACAUGAUUGUUCCCGGGAACGCCAGAACAAUCCGAGGAACCGCUCUGUUUGAGGUGACGUGUUUUGUCGUCGUCUCGAUGCUCUUGGGCACUUUCAGUGGAGAAUUGGCAGUGGAAAUUCCUGUAAAAAUUUGUCACCCAGCAUCGUUGACUCCCGCACCAAAGCCAAAGCUGGACGAGAAUCAUUUACCACAUCACUACAACUUGGUAGAUGAAGACUUGGAUCUAGAGCCUGAUCGACCCGCACGAUUUGACCGGGGGAUUGGAUACAAUGACAGCAUUGCAAUUCCUAUCACAAGCGGAUAUGAUGGUGGUAGCAACAGCAACAACGCAGGACGUGAUCUCCCAUGGGGGACGGACGGCUCAGAAAACCAGGACGGGUACUCAAACAUUGACCGGCAAGGCGAGUGGCAGCAGGAUACAAGGGAAUUAUCUCCGGCUAACUCCAUUACUUCGAUAAAGACCAUGCUCGCAAGUCCCAAGCAAAAACUGAGUAAACUUGCGGACAAAAUCCAACGGUCGACCAGUCCAUCCUCCAGCCAUCAUCUUCAACAUGAACAUCUACAGGGAUCCAGGCAUUUGGAUAACAAUAACGGCCAAGGUCGAAGGCACCUCACAAAAUCACCUCCACUGGGACCUGCCAUGCCCAUCGCAUAUGUCCCAGCUGUGGAAAGAGUGCGAUACACUCCCUUCCAACCACCACCGACGACAAAAGCGAAGGAAUUUCUAAAAGCAGCGGCGCAAUAUCAGCAAGAGAUGGCUCUAGGAGGUGCAUUGUCUGGACUGGGGGACGGCAACGUCGAGUUUGAUCUGGACGACAAGAAGAUGGCAUCCGCAAUCCAUCAUUGGAUCUCAAAGAAAGAGUCUGAGGAACAGUACAGCAGUGCAACGGCGAUCCAGAUACCGUCGGCUUCACGACCGACCCCGCCAAUGCAAAUUCCGAUCUCUCCAGACCGUCGACGACCUGCUGUAGGACGAAUCAACACCCAAAUCGGCUCCUUUACGUCACAGUAUAGCCCAUUAUCGUCUCAAAGCUAUGGUAGUCCGUCGUCUCUUAGGAGCAACGACUUCCCUCCCUCACCAGGAACAGUACCGUACCCCAAUCAGACGACCUCUCGUUUCCUUCAUCACCCACAUCGACAACCUGCAGCUCCACAGACGGAAGCCUUUGGUAGCGCGCUCGAGGACUGCUUGACCGACCCACCCCUUUUUACAAAGCCGCUCCCGCUACCAUCAUCGCCGCCGAAUGUAUCGCCGUUGCGCGCCGGGGCAGCUAAAGCCUCGGCAAAUCCACGCUCGCUCUCACCUGCUCCUAUCCCUGUUCAAACACCUGAAAAUUUGGCCUUGGCGAGGGAAGCGUUCGAGCGUGUCAAGAGAAUAGCAUCCCCAGUGCAAGAGCACAUGAUGGACGCUGCAGCAAGUCCCAGCAGCAGUGCACCGAAGUCUGGGUUUAUGGAUCCAUCUCGUUCGUCUGCGCCCGAGCCAAACCCCAAUAUCAGGGCACCAGUUCCUGUCUCAGCAUCUUCCCCCAACUUUGGUUCCAGCCCUUCAGGUUUGUCGCGCCUACUGGGUAACAACACGGACACGAUACAUCAUCCAAAGCAUGCACGAGAUGGCCAUGCGGUCGAGAACAUGCCUCCACAACCCUGUGGGAGUCCAGAGCUGCAGCACGUUCCGUUGAACCGCCCACUACCUGUCCCAGCGCCUAAACCGCAGCAUUUGAAUCAGAUCAGUAGUUCGCCUGGUACAACUGCCAUUGGUGCACUUGGGCUACGGCCACGACCAGAACCAGCGACACGACCUGCUACUGCAGCAUCGAGUGGUCACUUGAGAAGCUCAAACCCCGCUACGUUCUCAAAAUCGCCUCCCAGAAAUGAGAUGCCUAGACGAUCAGGCCAUUUACCUGCUCAAGAGUCAGGAACCAACAGAAACACGUCCUCGCUUCAGCAGAAUACAUAUGUCCCAAAGCCCACGCCCAUGCCGACCACUAGACCACCAGCGCCUAUUCAACUCCCUAUCGCAAAAGCGGGUCAGAAAUCUGUCCCGCAGAGCGGGGCUCCAAUGACAGCAUCAGCAGGAAGCCCUUCAGGAUCGGGCUUUGCGUAUCCAAAAACUGUUCGUAAGCCUGUUCCUGGGACCAAACCCGCCGUUGCUGCAAAGCCAAAGGGACUGGCAGCUCAAUCAGAUCGGACGGGUCAGGGAAUGGCGGGAUCGUCCUCUCACGGACAGACGACCACAGACAUUCAGGGCCAUGCCGAAGUUGAUCGGCGACUGCGACGACACCAGCAGCAGGAAGUCAAACCAGGCGACGGUGCUCCACAUGUAGAAAAACAGCUGGCGCCUUCAGCAUCUGCACGGGCUCCUCAAGUAAUAGCGGGAUCUCCACCUACGCAGGUCAUCCUAGGAUUCGAGACGCGUCCGAGUAUUACGAUGGUGGUUGAAGAAGACGAAGCAGAGACAAAAAGAAGUGGGAACUUGAUCGAAAGCCAUGACCACCACCGUCACCGCCACAAGAACCAUGGCUCCAGGGCGCCCGCUACUAUUGAGAAUAGUGCUAGUGUGCAAGAGACGACGCAGGAGAGCCAGAGCGAGAUCCAUGCUCAGGCCAUCGCAGCGGCGAACAGUGUUCGCGCCAAGGGCUCUCAUACUGGUGGUUACGUCGUGAAUACGGGUAAACUGAGGCAAGUCAUCAAGGAGAACAACAGCAAUAGUGGUGGUGGCGGCAGUAGCAGCGGUCAACUGAUCCAGGCAUUGGCCGGCGGAGCAUUAAGUGCAGCAUCAGCUGCUGCCUCGGGAUUGGGAUGGCGGCAGCAGAGUACUCCUCCUGCAGCUGCAUCUGUAACUGCUCCGCAAAAAAUACAACAGGAGUCUACUCAGUCUCAGCAAUCUCAGCAGUAUUCACAGCAGAGUCACGAUCUCACGAUGAAGGACAUUCACUUCCAGACCCUCGCACCUACAGACCAACCACCCAAUAUUCUAAUCUAUAAUCAGCACAAGGCGUAUGACCGAGCUCGAAGCUAUCACCUCGUCGUUUCUAGGAACACGGAUCCUAUUCCGCCUCAGCCGCAACAGAGUCGAUCCCAACCGGGCUCUCGAAUGAUAGAUGAAUCUGCCAGACAGGAACCCCUUCCAGCCGUACCGGUGUCCGUUGCGGUGAUGGCACUCCCAUCUCUGCCAGCAGAGAUAGGAAUAUCGACAUCAACAGCAGCGGCUAUUGUCGACGCUGCUACUGCAGCCACUGCUACCACGGCAGUCGCGGUAGCAGAUGUGAUUCCUCCGAAUCUGGACAAGACAUUACCCAAGAUCCAAGAACGGACGCCUCGUUCAAGGGUAUUUGAGCGACCUGAAAAGACCGAGAGAGACCUACCUAAAAAUAACAGUAAUCCAUCUGGUCUAGUCUCGGCGCCUAAACCUGCACCUAAACCUGCAUCUAAACCUACGCCAAGACCGGACUUUAGCGCCAAGCCAUUACCGAGACCCAGAUAUGGACAAGGCAUAGGGGCAAGUACAGGGGAGGCAGCAUCGCCGGCCGUCGGCAUGCCGGCACCGAAGGCGAUCAACCCCAAGCUACAGGAGUAUAUCCAGAAAUAUAACCUUGCAGCCAAUACGCGGACCUUGCGGAAAAGAAGGCCCAAUGGGCAAUGGCUGCUAUAACUGCAGGUGGUAUCUGUGAGUGGAUAUGCGAAACCAAAAAAAUGUAAAGGUUGUUUGUUGCUCAUUGUCUGCAACAUGCCUAUUCGAGCAAAUGGAGAACGCGAAGACUCCUGGAAUGAAUGGCAUCGAUAGUUUCUGUUUCACAGGUUGACGGCCGAGUCAGAUACCGAGUAUAAUAUACCUCUGAUGCUGAUGCCCCCAUUCCCGCGUGGUGAGCAUAAAAAUAAAC